CCAUGUACAAGAACCAAGGGUCCAUGUAUCUGAGGCCCCCCAGACAGAGUUCAGGAAAGAUGCUGGCAGCUAUAAUCCUAGUCUGGUCCCUCCUGUUCCUGCUCCUCGGACUAACUCUAUCAGCUGGAGGUAUCUACCUUUACUUCAACAAUAAAAUAUCCUAUCCUUAUCUGGAUGUGUUGAGAGAAGUUUUCUUUGAUUUGAGGAUAUUGUUGGUGCUGUUUGGGGCGGUGGUUACGCUUUGUUCGCUCGUCAGUGUGCUUGGGAUUUGUUCAAAACGGAGACAACUGCUUCAGGCUUACUGUUACACAGUCAUUCUGUUGCUCCUACUGCAGUUUGGGGUGGCUCUAUUCACCUUCAUUAACAAGCAGAAUUUAAUAGACAUUCUGCACUACGAGUGUAUGGCCCUGCUAAGCGAGUCAGACCCUGUCUACACGGACUUCUUCAACCGAGUGCAGACCAAACUAGAGUGCUGCGGUUGUGUUGCUCCAGCUGACUACUCUAAACUACACUCUGCAACACUCCCAGAUACCUGCUACAGUGGAGAGAACGAGGUUCACAACACGGGCUGUCUUACUGCUGUUUACAAGCUAGUGGAGGAUCGGAGUACUCUGCAAAUAAUAGUUGGGAGCAUAGCCGCAGCGCUGCUUCUCUUCAUAAUCCUGGUCAUCAACUGCUACAUUGUCAAACACAAGGAUAGUUUUAAAGGAGGCAGUCCGAACAGAGUGACCCCCUCACCGAGUCCCUCCACUGUCAACCACAAAGUUAGCAACCUGUCCACUCCCACCAGAUUUGGGAAGAGCAACACGUCACCACACAAAGGAGAUGGAGUUCAGAGGAUCAUGGUCAGAGAACACAGCUUCUGAAUCUCUGUCUCACUGGAGAGGACUAGAUACGAUACUCAGACUUCCAUGGACCACUUAAAUUCUUGAAGGCGAAGUGGUUUAUGAAUAUGGCUCAUUUUCAAUUUUGUUUUAGAGUGUUGACCUUUUUUUAAGACCGAUGAUUUGGUUUAACUUAGUCUUAAUAGUUUUAGCUGCCUUGCAAUUUAUGUUUUUAAAUUUAAAUAUUUAUAUUUAAAAGACGUACAUAUUAUAUUCAUAGCAGAAAAUCAGACGUUGAUCAAAAACUAUCUCUGAUAAGAUUAUAAUUUCCCGGAUGGUCUCAUACGAUCAAUAGUUAUUUUUGUACAUUUCAUCAAGUUAGUUAUAGUCUUAAAAUAGCAGAAUUAUAUUUAGUUUGUCUAAGCAAAAAUAUUGAUUUAAUAUUUUUUAUUC
Molecule: messenger RNA, 1277 nt
Organism: Bolinopsis microptera
Lineage: Eukaryota; Metazoa; Ctenophora; Tentaculata; Lobata; Bolinopsidae
Exons: 4
Coding region: 3-866 (287 amino acids)
Cellular component (GO): membrane
Source: RefSeq, a predicted model, not a curated record